Messenger RNA from Naumovozyma dairenensis CBS 421, 822 nucleotides. It is a transcript of the gene CDC34, whose product is annotated as SCF E2 ubiquitin-protein ligase catalytic subunit CDC34. The coding region runs from base 1 to 822 and encodes 273 amino acids. The record is from RefSeq and is a predicted model, not a curated record. The transcript has a single exon. Gene Ontology annotation, molecular function: ubiquitin conjugating enzyme activity. Gene Ontology annotation, biological process: protein polyubiquitination; proteasome-mediated ubiquitin-dependent protein catabolic process. Lineage: Eukaryota; Fungi; Ascomycota; Saccharomycetes; Saccharomycetales; Saccharomycetaceae.
AUGAGUAAUCGUAAAAGUACUGCUGCUAGUCUGUUGUUACGACAAUAUCGAGAGCUAACUGAUCCCAAGAAAGCUAUUCCAUCUUUCCAUAUAGAACUAGACGAUGAUUCAAACUUGUUCGUAUGGAAUAUUGGUGUCAUGGUUUUAAAUGAAGACUCCAUUUAUCACGGAGGUUAUUUCAAAGCACAAAUGAGAUUCCCUGAAGAUUUCCCCUUCUCACCACCACAAUUUAGAUUUACCCCUGCAAUCUAUCAUCCAAAUGUAUAUAGAGAUGGUAGACUAUGUAUAUCGAUUCUACAUCAAGGUGGUGAUCCAAUGACGGACGAACCGGACGCAGAAACGUGGUCUCCAGUACAAACAGUAGAAAGUGUAUUGAUUUCUAUCGUAUCAUUAUUGGAAGAUCCAAAUAUUUCAUCUCCUGCUAAUGUGGAUGCAGCUGUUGAUUAUAGAAAAAAUCAAGAACAAUACAAACAAAGAGUUAAGAUGGAAGUCGAAAGGUCAAAACAAGAUAUUCCAGCCGGUUUCCAAAUGCCAACAUCUCAUUCAGCAUAUGUUUCUCAAAGUAAAUCACCUGAACCUGAACAGACAAAAUAUGCAACUGAUAAUUUUUGGUAUGAUAGUGAUCUAGAAGAAGGUGAUGAUGUAUACAAUUACGAAGACUAUAAAGAAGGAGAAGGAGAAGGAGAUGAUGAGAGCAUGGAAUUCGAAGAAGACGGUGAUAGUAUAGAUACAGAUAGUGUGAUGGAUAGAAAGCAACCUAUAAAGGCAGAUGAUGAAUUUGAGGACGAUGUAGAAGAGGUAAAUAAAGCUGAACAAAAAUAG